GACAGCUUUGUUUGACAAACAUCUCUGAUGCGAGUUAUAUGUUGUUGUGAAAGCGUGGAUUCGUUAAUUUAAUAUAAAAAUCUAAUGCAUGUAGUUAAUAAGGCAAAACGUUUUAUUUUGAAGUAGGUAAUAACAAAAGAUUUUUGAAAGUGUCCUACAAACAAUUUUAGAAAAUGGAAAGUAAAACUACUAAAAUGCCUAAAGUGGCAAAGGUAAAGAAUAAAGCGCCGGCAGAGAUACAAAUUACCGCUGAACAACUCCUGAGGGAAGCUAAAGAAAGAGACUUAGAAAUUCUUCCACCUCCACCUAAACAGAAGAUUUCUGAUCCUGAGGAACUCAGAGAUUAUCAGCAUCGCAAAAGAAAAGCUUUUGAAGAUAAUAUUCGUAAGAACAGACUUGUCAUAGGAAACUGGUUGAAGUAUGCACAAUGGGAAGAGUCACAGAAACAGGUGCAGAGAGCCCGUUCCAUCUACGAACGGGCUCUGGAUGUGGACCACAGAAAUGUCACUUUAUGGCUGAAGUACACAGAGAUGGAGAUGCGCAACAGACAAGUAAACCACGCGAGAAACCUCUGGGACCGAGCAGUGACCAUCCUUCCAAGAGUUUCCCAGUUUUGGUACAAGUAUACUUAUAUGGAAGAAAUGCUAGAAAAUGUGGCUGGGGCUAGACAGGUGUUUGAACGCUGGAUGGAAUGGCAACCAGAUGAGCAAGCAUGGCAAACAUACAUCAAUUUUGAACUGAGAUACAAAGAAUUGGAAAGAGCGAGACAGAUAUACGAAAGGUUUGUAAUGGUACAUCCUGACGUCAAAAACUGGAUCAAAUACGCGCGAUUUGAAGAAAAUCAUGGUUUCAUCAACGGCGCAAGAAAAGUGUAUGAAAGAGCUGUAGAAUUCUUUGGAGAUGAAGAACUUGAUGAAAGACUGUUUAUAGCAUUUGCAAAAUUUGAAGAGAACCAGAAGGAACAUGACAGAGCCAGAGUAAUAUACAAGUAUGCUCUUGACCAUAUACCUAAAGACAAAAAUAAGGAGUUGUAUAAAGCCUAUACAAUACAUGAAAAAAAAUAUGGUGACAGAUCUGGUAUUGAAGAUGUGAUUGUUAAUAAAAGAAAGUACAUGUAUGAGCAAGAAGUUAUAGAGAACCCAACAAACUAUGAUGCAUGGUUUGAUUACAUCAGGCUAGUGGAAAACGAAAGUAAUCCUGAGGACAUAAGGGAUACAUAUGAAAGGGCCAUAGCCAACGUACCGCCAUCCAAAGACAAACAAUUCUGGCGCCGAUACAUAUAUUUGUGGAUCAACUAUGCUUUGUAUGAAGAACUAGAGGCAGAAGAUAUCGAAAGAACUAGACAAGUUUACAGGACUUGCUUAGAAUUGAUACCACAUAAAAUAUUUACAUUUUCCAAAAUAUGGCUUAUGUAUGCACAAUUUGAAGUCAGGUGUAAGGAUUUGAAACAGGCUCGAAAGACUUUAGGAAUGGCAUUAGGUAUGUGCCCCAGAGACAAAUUAUACAGAGGGUACAUAGACCUGGAAAUCCAAUUGAGGGAGUUUGACAGAUGUCGGAUUUUGUAUCAAAAAUUUUUAGAGUACGGCCCAGAGAACUGCAUAACCUGGAUAAAGUUUGCAGAAUUGGAGACCUUGUUGGGGGAUAUCGAUAGAGCAAGAGCUAUAUAUGAAAUAGCUGUGGGACAGCAGAGACUGGACAUGCCCGAGCUAUUGUGGAAGAGUUACAUUGACUUUGAAGUUUCUCAGGGAGAAACAGAGCGUGCCAGGCAGCUCUAUGAGAGACUGCUAGAAAGAACUGUCCAUGUGAAAGUAUGGCUUUCCUAUGCCAAAUUUGAACUUAAUGCUGAAAAUCCAGACAACAUCAAUGUAGAAUUAGCUAGAAGAGUGUAUGAACGAGCAAAUGAUAGCCUUAGGAGCGCAGGUGAAAAAGAAUCAAGAGUGCUCCUUCUUGAGGCCUGGAAAGAUUUCGAAACUGAAAUAGGUGAUGAGAUUAAACUCGAGAAAGUUUUGUCAAAGAUGCCUAGGAGAGUUAAAAAGAGACAAAAGAUUGUCAGUGAAGGGGGCGUUGAGGAAGGUUGGGAGGAAGUAUUUGAUUAUAUUUUCCCAGAGGAUGAGAUGGUAAGACCUAAUUUGAAACUCCUGGCUGCUGCUAAGCAAUGGCGAAAACAAAAGGAGGUUAUAGAACCAGAGGGGGAGAAAGAGACAGGAGAAGAAUCAGAGCAAAAUCAAAGAGAAGGUGAAGAAGGAACACCUCCACAAAAUACUGACACACCUCCACCGAAUAAUGAAGACAGUAGUUAAAUAAAAUUGUUUUUAAUUAA
Plodia interpunctella (Indianmeal moth) is the source of this 2320-nucleotide messenger RNA. It is a transcript of the gene crn, whose product is annotated as crooked neck. Gene Ontology annotation, cellular component: precatalytic spliceosome; U2-type catalytic step 2 spliceosome; post-mRNA release spliceosomal complex. Bases 174 to 2300 code for a protein of 708 amino acids. The record is from RefSeq and is a predicted model, not a curated record. Gene Ontology annotation, molecular function: protein binding. Gene Ontology annotation, biological process: mRNA splicing, via spliceosome; spliceosomal complex assembly. Lineage: Eukaryota; Metazoa; Arthropoda; Insecta; Lepidoptera; Pyralidae. The transcript is spliced from 5 exons.